CAGUGCUGUGUGGAUGGAGAAGCAGUGAUACCAAAAUAUCUGGCUAGCUAGCUACAUAGCAACUAUUAGCUGCCUCUCAAGUCACAUAGCUAGCAACACUGUUAAGACUUUCUAGAAAAUAUAAGUACAGUACUUUUUUCAGUCAGGUGUUGAACAAGAAGUUAACUUUGGAGUAAUGAACUGUAGCUCAAGAUCGAAAACAAGGCCCGGACAGUAGAGAACAUUUCUUUAUGGAGCAGAAAGGUAGCCCACCCGCUCGAGCCAUGCCCAGCAGUUAAGGCCCCGCCCACUCCACGUCCCCACGCACGGCUGCCAUUGGCUCUGGGAGGAAUGCUGCUCUGUUGGCGGAGCCAGCGCACACUGCAAGGGCUGGGCACGCGGGAGCGCGGCUGCUGAGAGACGAGAGAGGGCCCUCUCGCGCGGGACGCCCCCGCCAUGGACGACUUCACCACCCGCACGUAUGGGACUAGCGGGCUGGACAACCGGCCCCUGUUCGGGGAGACGUCCGCCAGGGAUCGAAUCAUCAACUUAGUUGUUGGCGGCCUCACGUCUUUACUAGUUAUAGUAACCAUUAUUAGUUCUUUUGUCUUUCCUUCGUUACCACCAAAACCUUUGAAUAUCUUCUUUGCCAUCUGCAUCAUCUUGAUUUGUGCCGCAGUGAUGGUACUUAUUUUCUGGUAUCGACAAGGAGACUUGGAGCCUAAAUUCCGAAACCUGAUAUAUUACAUCUUAGGUUCCAUCGUCAUGCUGUGCAUAUGUGCCAACCUGUAUUUUCACGAUGUGGGGAGAUGAAUUAAAGUUUGCCUUAUCGAAAGGUCGAGGAAAGGAGAAGUUGUUCUUUUUGAACAUAACGUACCUUAAGCUCAAAGAAUGUUAUGGUCAGGUGCAUUUAAGUCUUACUCAUUAAAUGACCAUUUAAGCACAUAAAGAUUAUUAGGAGACAUUCUUUAAGCAUGACGUUACACAAGGUGUUUGGCAUACAGGGAUGUAAAGAAGCCAUUUCUCUGGCUUGUUAUUCUGGCUUGUAGGAGGAAAAAAAAACAACUGACAGUCUAUCUUGGAUUUGAUCAGUGAAGCAUGUGAUCUCAGCCGUCAAGACAGGACAACCAGUAUGUCUCAUCCGUAACAUUUAGGGAUAAGAGCUGUUGCCUUGUAGAACAGUGUUGGCAAACAAACUAAUGAAUGUGAUCCAUGCCUGUAUAAUCUCUCCUCGUAUAUAUGCACAGUAAUUGUAGCUUUGCAAGAAUAAUCAACCAAUGGAACACUGAUUAGCACUGUUAAUUUUUCAGUUAAAAUAUGCAAGACAGACAUGAAAUCACAACUCUGGGAAAAGCUGUGGCCACAAAGCUUCAGCUUGUUUAUAUUUGUUUAUAAAAUGUACAUAAAAGUACAAAGUGUACAUUCCAAACUUGCAGUUUUUUUUUCC
Molecule: messenger RNA, 1426 nt
Organism: Megalops cyprinoides (Indo-Pacific tarpon)
Lineage: Eukaryota; Metazoa; Chordata; Actinopteri; Elopiformes; Megalopidae
Gene: tmem243a
Product: transmembrane protein 243, mitochondrial a
Exons: 6
Coding region: 436-792 (118 amino acids)
Source: RefSeq, a predicted model, not a curated record